CGGCGCCUAGCAAACAACAAUGACCUCCGAGCGAGCUAUUAUCAUCCGGGUAUUUGACCCAGCAUUCUAUGCGAUCGUCGACAAUAAUAUCAACACACAAGAUGGCGGUCUGGAGCUAACUCUACAACAGAGAAAACAACAAAGCAAAGCCUUCAUACAACCAAGAGGAGUGUUUACCUACCACUGUGUGACUUACUUUCUGUGCACUGAGACAUAACCGACGGCUGUGCGGCAUAGUUUAUUUCUUGAGGUUUCAGCAAGGUUCAAAGAUGAAAAAUAGCUAGCUAUAUCACCAAGGGGUGUUUAUAAGCCUUCGACUUAUCAUCACACCAGGUUAAUAAUUCCUCGAUUCACUGUUCCACUCGUGAAGGUUUAUGAGGUCAGUACAGUCCUCUCACUUCACUGAUGGAUCCCUACCUGUCUUCGUCUUUCCUGACGCCCUGACAUUCUACCAGGAUGACCAGUCAUCACAUAAACAAGUUUUGACCGUCUACAAUCCAUAUGAAUUUACCCUUAAAUUCAAAGGUACAGUAUUAUGUACAGCUCCCGGUAGAUACCUAGUUGUUGAAGCAGAAGGAAUCAUCAAGCCAAGAUGCUGUGUGGACAUAGUAAUACGGCACACAGCAGUGAAGACUACAGAUCCUAACAUUCAGGAUAAGUUCAAGCUGCAUGUGUUUAAACAAGGCACCAAUAAACUUCUCGGCCAGAAAGAGGUGCUGUCCGUUUUGCUGCAUAGCAAGAGUGCACCACAGGAUAAGUCUACCAGGAGAGGAAGUUCCCCAAGGCGUAGCCCAAGGAAAGUCAGUUUUCACGAAAGUGUUUCGUACCAAGGAGUGGAUACCACCUACACACCUAGCGUAUGGGUUGUGUUGCUUGCUGUUGGCUGUAUCGCCGCUUUGAUGCUUCCACUAGAAGGAGAGAGCUCCAGAUUACCUCACUAUUUAUUCCUCUCAGUCAACCAGAAACUCAUCGCAGCCUUCAUUCUAGGACUAGUCACCAUGGCGCUGUUGCUGAAGACAUGACAGUAAAGAGAAUUGGAAACUCAGCUUUGUACCAAACUAGUAGUAAAAGUAAUGAAGACUCUUUGAGGUUCCACCGAUGAGAACUAUAUAGUGUGUUAGGGUAUGUGCAGCCGGGUGAUGGGUGUUUAUGAAUGCAAAUGGUGGUGAGGGCACAGAAAGCAUGCCAUACUAUUGACAGAACAUAAGAUCACAUCACAUGACCAUCUUAUUUCACUCCAUGAACACAUGCUCAUUCCACCAAAACCCAAGAAGACUUGUUAUGGGUCAUCCUCGGGGAUCGCGCCCCCUGUGUGCCCAAUCUCCGCCACGCCCUGGGUCCCAGAGGAUGGUUUGGAUGUUACCACUGUUUCUGAUUGGCCUAAUGGAUGUUUUACAAAAUGUCAUUGUUCUAAAGUCAGUGUUUGUUAAAGUUGUUUAGAAUGUGUCCUCCCACUGUGUGACGCACACAUGAAUGUUUAUUUAACUCCCAAUAUUGGAUGGCAAAAAAUGGUUACAAAAGCAAUAUGUCACAUAGAGCCUGGUAGUGAAAGUGAUGCUUUUUAUUCAAUCAAUUAUUCUGCAAUAUUUUGAAUCAAAUGUGUAAAUUAUCCAACAUUUUUAGAUAAUUUUUGUAAAGCUUGUUCAAAUUAACAAGAGUAUACAAAACUUCA
Messenger RNA from Nematostella vectensis (starlet sea anemone), 1672 nucleotides. Its product is annotated as motile sperm domain-containing protein 1. Gene Ontology annotation, cellular component: cytoplasm. The transcript has 7 exons. The coding region runs from base 375 to 1022 and encodes 215 amino acids. NCBI's taxonomy places the organism in Eukaryota, Metazoa, Cnidaria, Anthozoa, Actiniaria, Edwardsiidae. The record is from RefSeq and is a predicted model, not a curated record.